Molecule: messenger RNA, 765 nt
Organism: Argentina anserina (silverweed cinquefoil)
Lineage: Eukaryota; Viridiplantae; Streptophyta; Magnoliopsida; Rosales; Rosaceae
Product: calcium-binding protein KRP1-like
Exons: 1
Coding region: 247-621 (124 amino acids)
Molecular function (GO): calcium ion binding
Source: RefSeq, a predicted model, not a curated record
ACUUGCUGGCCCUUGCAGUUGCAGAGAAUCAAGGCCGACCAGCAAUAACUCUACUGUUCCAUUGCUGUCAUCCAUAGCGAGACCACAGCCCUCUCCUUCCAAGAACAACCCACUAUUCCUUCUUCCCUUAUAUAAAUAAUCUUCCUAUAUAUAUUUCCAUGCAUUCAACCCAAUAGAUAUCAGAGCAUAGAUAUAUUCAUAUAUCAAUUAGUGACGCAAGGAAAGGUCGAUCAUAUAUUAGAGUCAAUGGCCGGAGUUGGGAAUAGGGCAAAUGUUGGUUUCGAAGACUUGUUACCAGGGAUGGCGGACAAGCUCGGCGGUGAGGGGCUGAUCAAGGAGCUCUGCAAUGGCUUCCAGCUGCUGAUGGACAAGGAGAGAGGUGUCAUUACGUUAGAGAGCUUGAGGAGGAAUUCUGCUGUUCUGGGGCUUCAGGAUUUGAGAGAGGACGAGCUUGUGAGUAUGUUGAAGGAAGGUGACUUGGAUGGAGAUGGAGCUCUGAAUCAGAUGGAGUUUUGCGUUUUGAUGUUCAGACUGAGUCCUGAGUUGAUGGAGGAGAGCUGGAUUUGGCUUGAGCAGGGCUUGCAGGCGGAGAUGAAUAGUAAUACUAAGAGUCGACCUUGAUCGAUUGAUUUGUAUGUAGAAAACUGAGGAAGAGUUUUGUGCUUUUUUUUCUUGGUUUGGUUUGCGUUCGCGUCUUUACAUUUUAUUGUUGUUCGUUCUAGCUGGAGCAAUGGAAUUGAAUACAGAGGAAUUAAUUAGUAGAUA